AUGGAAGCAAGUGCUGGACUCAUUGCUGGAUCUCAUGACCGGAACGAGCUCGUUGUUAUUCAUGCCCAUGACGAGCCCAAGCCUUUGGCUUCUUCAAUUAGGCAUGUGUGUGAGAUAUGUGGAGAUGAUAUUGGACUCACAGUGGACGGAGACAUCUUUGUGGCCUGCGAUGAGUGUGGCUUUCCAGUGUGCCGCCCUUGCUAUGAGUAUGAAAGGAAAGAGGGCACACAAGUUUGCCCUCAGUGCAAGACUAGGUACAGGCGUCUAAAAGGGAGCCCAAGAGUGAAAGGAGACGAAGAUGAAGAAGAUAUAGAUGAUAUCGAACAUGAAUUUGACAUGGACGAUGAGCAGAACAAGAAUGAUCAAUCUGCUGAAGCAAUGCUUCAUGGGAAGAUGAGCUAUGGAAGAGGCCCAGACGAUGGUGAAGAUCAUGAUAGUGCCCAAUUCCAACCAAUAAACAAUGAGCUCCCAAUUUCAACUCACACUCAUCGAGAACCAAAGCUCUCAUAUUCACUGCACAAACGAGUGCAUUCGUAUCCACUGUCUGAGCCUGGAAGCCCGAAAAGCAAUGAAGGGAAAGAAGCCGGAUGGAAAGAGCGAAUGGGCGGGUCAAAAAUUCUGCAAGGAAAUCUUGGACCCGAAUUUGAUUACUCAAAUGAUCCAGAUAGGGCCAUGGCAGAUGAAACAAGGCAGCCACUUUCAAGGAAAGUACCUAUUGCUUCUGGCAAGAUCAGCCCUUACCGGAUGGUAGUUGCAACUCGGCUUAUCAUUUUGCUCUUCUUCUUCCAGUACCGAAUUAUGAACCCGGUACAGGAUGCAAUUGGAAUCUGGCUAACAGCUGUAAUCUGUGAGCUCUGGUUUGCUCUUUCAUGGAUCCUUGAACAGCUUCCCAAAUGGUUUCCGAUUGAUCGCGAGACAUAUCUUGAUCGCCUCUCUCUCAGGUAUGAGAGGGAAGGCGAGUCAUCGAUGCUUUCUCCGGUGGAUGUUUUUGUUAGUACAGUGGAUCCCAAAAAGGAUCCUCCUCUAGUCACUGCCAAUACAGUUCUAUCAAUCUUGGCCAUGGACUACCCAGUUGAUAAAAUUUCAUGCUACGUUUCAGAUGAUGCAGCUUCCAUGCUCACCUUCGACUUGCUCACUGAAACUGCAGAAUUUGCUAGGAAAUGGGUUCCCUUCUGUAAGAAAUUUUCCAUAGAGCCUCGAGCUCCUGAGAUGUACUUCUCUCUCAAGAUUGACAAUCUCAAGGAUAAAGUCCAACCUACGUUUGUCAAAGAGCGUCGGGUCAUGAAGAGAGAGUAUGAAGAAUUUAAGGUUCGUAUCAAUGCACUGGUUGCAAAAGCAAUGAAGGUUCCUGUCGAUGGUUGGAAUAUGCAAGAUGGGACUCCAUGGCCUGGAAACAAUACAAAGGAUCAUCCGGGUAUGCUUCAAGUGUUUCUUGGAAAUGGUGGAGGCCUUGAUGCAGAAGGAAAUCAGCUCCCCCGUCUUGUUUACGUUUCUCGUGAGAAACGGCCUGGUUUUCAGCAUCACCUCAAAGCUGGUGCCAUGAACGCCCUGGUUCGUGUCUCUGGAGUGCUUACAAAUGCCCCUUUUGUGCUGAACUUGGACUGUGAGCACUAUGUAAACAAUAGCAAGGCAGUGCGAGAGGCUAUGUGUUUCUUGAUGGAUCCACAAGUUGGAAAGGGAGUUUGCUAUGUCCAAUUCCCUCAAAGAUUCGAUGGCAUUGAUAAGCUAGAUCGAUAUGCCAACCGUAACACAGUCUUCUUCGAUAUUAAUAUGAAAGGCCUAGAUGGGAUUCAGGGUCCUGUGUAUGUUGGCACCGGAUGUGUUUUCAGAAGGCGAGCUUUAUAUGGCUAUGAACCUCCAAAGAGUCCUAAGCGACCGAGGAUGGUUACCUGUGACUGCUUUCUUUGUUGUGGAAUGAGCAGAAAUCCUAGUAAAAAUCCUAAACAUGAAGCAAAUGGAGAAGUUGCAAGCUUGCAAGGACUAGUCGAAGAUAAGGAGCCAUUGAUGUCAGAAAUGAACUCCGAAAAGAAAUUUGGACCAUCGCUGGUCUUUGUUGCUUCGACUUUAAUGGAGCAAGGGGGUGUGCCCCCUUCUUCUAGCCCUGAUGCCUUGCUUAAAGAAGCCAUUCAUGUUAUUAGCUGUAGCUAUGAAGACAGAACUGAAUGGGGUUCUGAGUUGGGUUGGAUGUAUGGUUGUGUCAUAGAGGAUAUCCUGACAGGUUUUAAGAUGCAUUGUCGGGGUUGGAGGUCCAUAUACUGCAUGCCAGAGAGGCCCGCAUUCAAGGCAUCAGCUCCGUUCAACCUUCCAGAUCGGCUUAAUCAGUCGCUUCAAUGGGCACUUGGCUCUGUUCAGAUAUUCCUCAGUCAUCACAAUCCAAUCUGCUAUGGCUACAAGCAAGGACACCUCAAGUGGCUUCAACGUAUUGCAUAUAUCAACACAACAAUCUAUCCCUUCACCUCCUUCCCGCUCCUCACCUACUGUACCCUCCCAGCAGUCUGCCUGCUCACUGGAAAGUUCAUCAUGCCAGCGAUAAGCACACUUGCAAGUCUCUUCUUCAUUGCUUUGCUUAUCUCAAUCUUCACAACGGGCAUACUUGAGCAGAGGUGGAGUGGAGUGAGCAUCCAGGAAUGGUGGAGAAAUGAGCAGUUCUGGGUGAUUGGUGGGGUAUCUGCACACCUCCUUGCCAUUGUACAAGGUCUUCUCAAUAUUUUGGCAGGAACCGACACCAAAACCCCCAUCAUAUCCAAAGUAUCAGAAGAUGAGGAGUUCGGGGAACUAUAUGCCUUCAAAUGGACCACUCUCCUUAUCCCUCCAACCACUCUCUUAAUUAUAAACCUUGUUGGAGUUGUUGGCGGGCUCUCUGUUGCCAUAAGCAGUGGCUAUGAAGCGUGGGGAACUCUGUUUGGGAAGCUCUUCUUUGCCUCUUGGGUGAUUGUCCAUCUCUAUCCAUUCCUUAAAGGUCUCAUGGCGCGGCAAAAUCGAACACCUACCGUUGUUGUUAUAUGGUCUGUGCUUUUGGCCUCCAUUUUCUCCUUGCUAUGGGUCAAGAUCGACCCAUUUGUCACAGAAACCAAGGGACCUGACAUUAAGCAAUGUGGAAUCAACUGCUGAUUGCUUUCAUGUCUAUGUUUUCGACAUGUGCAUCUCCAAGAACAUCCAUGUAUUUUGGCGUGUUUCGAGUGAACAAUAUGUAGAAAAAUCGAGUUGCAGAAGAAAUAAUGGUUGAGUGAAAAUUUUUGUUUAGCAUAAUGCAUUCCAGUGAGUUUUGUAUGCGAAGUGGAGAAAAUGGCUUUCUUAUUUUUGCAAUUUGCAC
This is a messenger RNA of Malania oleifera, 3313 nucleotides long. RefSeq names its product cellulose synthase A catalytic subunit 7 [UDP-forming]-like. Gene Ontology annotation, cellular component: trans-Golgi network; plasma membrane. NCBI's taxonomy places the organism in Eukaryota, Viridiplantae, Streptophyta, Magnoliopsida, Santalales, Ximeniaceae. Gene Ontology annotation, biological process: plant-type primary cell wall biogenesis; cellulose biosynthetic process. Gene Ontology annotation, molecular function: cellulose synthase (UDP-forming) activity. The record is from RefSeq and is a predicted model, not a curated record. The coding region runs from base 1 to 3111 and encodes 1036 amino acids. The transcript has 13 exons.